AUGGCCGCUACACGUACACGAGGAUAUGUUACCACUAAAGACGGAAUAAAAUGGUACUAUGAGCAAGAGGGUUCCGGGCCUGAUGUUGUCUUGAUUCCAGACGGCCUAGGCGAAUGUCAGAUGUUUGAUAAGCCAAUGUCUCUAAUUGCCAGCAACGGCUUCAGAGUAACGACAUUCGACAUGCCUGGAAUGUCAAGAUCAUCCGAUGCACCACCAGAAACGUAUCAGGACAUUACAGGUCGAAAAUUAGCUGGCUACAUUAUCACACUGUUGGACACACUGGACAUCAAAAUCGCUUCGGUCUGGGGCUGUAGCUCAGGAGCCUCGACCGUCCUUGCACUCUGCUCAGACUACCCAGAGCGAGUCCGCAAUGGAAUGCCCCACGAGGUCCCGACAGAAAACCCAGACAUUCUUCUGCAUAUCCACGAGGUCGACCCUGCCACAAUCUCGCAAGAAAUGGCAGCCAACUCGAGGGCCUACUCAGGAAAUGUAGAGGCAUGGGACGCUCUCGGGCCAGAAGUCCACGCAAGGCUUCAUGACAACUACCCGCGAUGGGCAUAUGGCUAUCCACGUACCAUACCCCCGUCCGCGCCGGUGAAAACUGAAGAUCUACACAAGGUUCCAAUAGAUUGGACCGUUGGCGCUUCAACUCCCACCAAGUUGUUCUUCGAAAACAUCGUCAUCGCGGCCAGGGAGGGCAUCAAUAUUGGAACUCUGCCGGGCAAUCAUUUCCCAUAUGUCUCGCACCCGGAAGAGUUUGCGAAGUAUGUCGUUGAGACGAGUCGGAAGUAUUUGAAAUAG
This is a messenger RNA of Rhinocladiella mackenziei CBS 650.93, 801 nucleotides long. RefSeq lists its product as uncharacterized. The record is from RefSeq and is a predicted model, not a curated record. The coding region runs from base 1 to 801 and encodes 266 amino acids. The transcript has a single exon. NCBI's taxonomy places the organism in Eukaryota, Fungi, Ascomycota, Eurotiomycetes, Chaetothyriales, Herpotrichiellaceae.